UUCAGAGCUCUACUUCUUUUUAGCCUGCACUUACUUCGAGGAUUUUUCAAAACUCUAAGCCCUCGAGCACCUAAACUAUUGCUUCAAUGGCGCCAGACCACAUGCUCCAAACACCAUGUUGCCUUCUCCAUUCUUCUUCUCAAACCCUAAUAACAACAACACUGAACAAACUGCUGCAUCUCUGUCUGGUGCCGUUUUAGUCGACCAUGGUGGAAAAUUCGGCUGCAGUUGCAGUUAGGCUGUUAUUGUUCUGUGCUUUUCCUCUGGUUAUUCAUGGCAUGGAUCCUCUGCUAUCUCCCAAGGGUGUCAAUUAUGAAGUGGCGGCUCUGAUGGGUGUGAAGAGCGGAAUGAAAGAUGAAUUUCAUGUAUUUGAAGGGUGGGAUAUUAACUCUGUUGAUCCUUGCACUUGGGCUAUGAUUGGCUGCUCUCCAGAGGGUUUUGUGAUAGCACUAGAGAUGCCUAGCAAAAGCUUGUCCGGUUACCUUUCCCCUAUCAUUGGGAAUUUGAGUCAACUUCAAACAUUGUUAUUGCAAGACAACAAUCUGGCAGGUCCUAUUCCAGUUGAACUAGGAAGACUUACAAAGCUUCAGACUUUAGACCUCUCUGUCAACCAAUUUGUUGGUGAAAUACCAAGUUCUUUGGGCUUUCUAAUGAACCUUAAUUACUUGAGACUUACCAAAAAUGGACUAUCUGGACCAAUUCCAGCACUCGUUGCCAACCUAUCAGGAAUUAUAUUCUUGGAUUUGUCAUUUAACAAUCUCAGUGGUCCUGCUCCAAGAAUACGUGCUAAAGAUUACAGUGUUGCAGGAAAUGGGUUUCUUUGUGCAUCAUCAUUCUUAAAAGGCUGCAUAGAUACUCCAAAGCCAAUAAUGCAGGCCGAGCCAUCUCGACACCCUUAUGAUCAUCGAGCAGUGAUUGCUAUUGCUGUAAGCCUUGGCUGCAUUUCUGCACUAUUGGUUUUCUUUCUAGUGUUUUUGUACUGGCAGCAUGCAUCCAAGCGACAUAUUCACUUUGCUUCCUAUGAGAAACAUGAAUGUGAGGUUGAUAUUGCGAAUUUGAAGAGAUUUUCAUAUCGGGAACUUCAAAUCGCUACUGAUAAUUUUAAUCCCAGGCGCAUCUUAGGCCAAGGAGGUUUUGGGGUGGUUUAUAAGGGUUUCCUACAAAAUGGGGCUGUGGUGGCUGUGAAAAGGUUGAAAGAUCCAAGUUUUACUGGGGAAGUCCAGUUUCAGACAGAAGUAGAAACCAUCAGCUUAGCUUUGCACCGUAACCUUCUUCGGUUAUAUGGAUUUUGUAUGACUUCAAAUGAAAGGUUGCUUGUAUACCCAUAUAUGUCAAAUGGCAGUGUGGCUGAUCGCUUAAGAGACAAUCUCUGCGACAAGCCAGCUUUGGAUUGGGAAAAACGAGUUCGAAUUGCUAUUGGGGCUGCUCGGGGCCUUCUGUACCUUCAUGAACAAUGUAAUCCUAAGAUCAUACACAGAGAUGUAAAAGCUGCCAACAUAUUGUUGGAUGAUAGUUUUGAAGCAGUUGUAGGUGAUUUCGGAUUGGCGAAGCUUUUAGACCGGAGGGACUCACAUGUCACUACUGCAGUGAGGGGCACGGUAGGACACAUUGCUCCAGAGUAUCUCUCUACAGGGCAGUCCUCUGAGAAAACUGAUGUUUUUGGAUUUGGAGUACUUCUUUUGGAGCUUAUAACAGGGCAAAAGGCAAUGGGUGCUGACCGUUCCCUUAAUCAUAAGGGCAUCCUUGACUGGGUGAGAUCUGCUUUUGAGGAGAAGAGACUGGAUCAGAUGGUGGAUAAGGAUCUCAGUGGCUACUUUGAUGGGUCAGAAAUAGAGUGCAUGGUGAUGGUGGCUCUGUUAUGCACUCAGUCUAAUCCCAACCUUCGACCAAAGAUGUCCGAAGUAGUCAAGAUGUUGGAAGGUGGCCCGGGCGCUACUGAACAUUUAGAGAGACCAGACAUCAGCUAUGAAAGAUGUCAUAGUUUUUCAAGAACUGGAGCUGAUGUUCUUGAUGGGUCUUCUUCCAUAAUUGAAGCUAUGGAGCUCUCUGGUCCACGAUGAGGUAAGAUGUUUUUCGUGUAAAGAAAACCAUAGAAGGUAGGCCUAUUUUAGAGCUCUGAAUUGGUUAGUGUCAAUAUGUUUUGAUUUUUCUCAAUUGGCAAAAGAGGUGAAGAUUGGUUCUGGUGCCUAUGAUCAUUUGAUCAAAUUUGGGUUUUCUCCAGAACUGGCGAGAUGUAAUUGUACAGCUCAUUUGACUUCAAAUUAAAUGGUUUAAACUAUGUAUCUUCUAGUUGGAGAAGGCAUUAUUUUACUUUA
This is a messenger RNA of Amborella trichopoda, 2315 nucleotides long. RefSeq names its product Leucine-rich repeat protein kinase family protein. Lineage: Eukaryota; Viridiplantae; Streptophyta; Magnoliopsida; Amborellales; Amborellaceae. Gene Ontology annotation, molecular function: protein kinase activity; protein binding; ATP binding. Gene Ontology annotation, biological process: protein phosphorylation. The record is from RefSeq and is a predicted model, not a curated record.